This is a messenger RNA of Ctenopharyngodon idella (grass carp), 4061 nucleotides long. RefSeq names its product protein phosphatase 1, regulatory subunit 26 (gene ppp1r26). The transcript has 5 exons. The coding region runs from base 231 to 3818 and encodes 1195 amino acids. Gene Ontology annotation, molecular function: protein phosphatase inhibitor activity. The record is from RefSeq and is a predicted model, not a curated record. Gene Ontology annotation, biological process: negative regulation of phosphatase activity. Lineage: Eukaryota; Metazoa; Chordata; Actinopteri; Cypriniformes; Xenocyprididae.
GUGUCUUUAAGUGAUUUCUGAAGGUAAGUCGGAAGGCAGAAGGGGUGCACGAGACAGCCGCGCGCACCCGCACCCGAUGUGGACACUCCAAAAAUGUGUUAAGAAUCACAAAAGGUGGAUCUGUUACACUGGAAGAUAAACGCAACAGCUGUUCAUCAGUCGUAAGAAUGUAAUGAUCACCGGUGGAGAUUCCCCAUGCACCUACAUCCCUUCCAUUCCGACCUUCUAGAAUGUUUCUGAAGACGGUUCCUCCGGUGGUGGCUAUUCACUCAGAAUGGAGGUCCAGUAAAAGCUGCAGCCUGCCUCUCUUUUUCAAUGACAGUGCGUCCGACAGCGACCUUGCCUCUGUUAGCGGCACCCCCUUACCACAGAAGAUCCAGAUGAUUAUAGAGAGCCUACACAGCACCCAGUCUUCGGACAUGAGUGAAAACGUGCAGACAGAAAAGGCUGCUCAUUCCAGCCAUGAAGCUGGCUACAAGGGUCAAAUGCAAUGUAUGGACACGUCAGUGAGAUCCCGGGGAGCAGGGGCAGACACUAAGCUACAGACUGCCAGGGCUGAUACUGGCGAUGAUUCAGACAGUGACGAUUCUGUGGACAGGGGCAUUGAGGAAGCUAUUCAAGAGUAUUUGAAGGAGAAGGUGGACCACAAGCGCAAAGGGGAUCUGGUGACAAGUUCGCCCCCAGCGCCCAAACUUCAGCGGAGAGAACCAACUGUCCCAGAAGCUGCUAAACCACACACACAUUCCAGUAGUGCCAAGGUGUUAACUGCUAGCAAUCAUAUCCAGAGAGCCUUGAGUGGGACGCUGGCCUUAAAGAAGAAAGUCAUAAAGAAGAAGCUAAGCAAAGAAAAUCCCUUUAAGAAAGCAGACUCGAGUAAAGUUUUGCCUGUAAAAAGUCUUCCUCUUCCAAGAACUAAGAAAGGAUCUUCCUCGUCUUCUGAGAUGGACAGAUCUCCACCUCGUCUCGUCAUUAAAGAGGAAGAGGAAUGUCUCGAUUCAAGCAGUGAUGAUGGAAUUGAAGAGGAGAUUCAGAGAUUCCAGCAGGAGAAAAGAGAAAAACAGGAAAGUGACAAAGAUGCCCUGAGAUCUUCACGACAAAGGGAGGACGCUGAAUCGAGCAGUGAUGAAGGUAUUGAGGAAGCCAUCCGACGCUUCCAGGAAGACAAACACAAGCAGAAGAAAACGAAAAGUCCUCUCAAACCUGCCCAACUGCUGCCUGCGCAACGUAACAAACCAUCCAUCAUUUCUCCUGAGCGCAUAAGCACUCAGCCACUCAAAGCGCUGUCGAAGAAGAACAACAAGAAGAAAUUGGCAACCAAGAAGUCUAAUCUCCCAACACCACUGGCUGUAAGCCACUGUUUGAACAAGUGUACAUCCCAGGGCGCUAAAGUUAAAGGGUUUACACCUCCUCCUUCAAACCCAAAACAAACCCACACAGAACAUCAGAUCCACUCCAGCCUGAAGGUCAACACUGCUGAGCUGAUGUGUGCAGAAGCCAUUCUAGACAUCUCCAAGACUGUCAUGCCUGAGGUGUUUGAGUCCAACUUGAGCAUUGCUAACAGAAAUUUGCUGCAGACUCCACCAUUCCCCACUGUUGCACCAUCUGAAAAUAAAAGUGACGAGAGCUCCGUUGACAGUGAGGAUGGAAUUGAACAGGAGAUAAGGAAAUUUUUAGAGAAUAAAGCAAAAAUGAACAAAGAGCUUCCGAUAACAGCGGGUGCACCUCCACCAGCUUCAGGAGAUCCAACAGCAAGCAAGGAGCCAAAGAAGAAGACGAAGGAAACACAGCCGAAUAAAGCAGUUAGGCUCUCCCUGUCAAAAAAACGCAAGAUUAAAGAGGAACAAAGCAAACCUGACACAGAUGGUGACUUGGUAUUGAAUGUUAAAGAGGAGCCUCCAGGGACACCUCUGAUUCAUAGUGACACCACCAGACCAGACCUUUCUACCACUCCCACUGUGACAUCACAUUCAAGCAGUCUAACCACCAUAAGAAACAGCAAACAGAAGCAGAACUCUCCACCUUGCAAGGGUUCGGAUGGUAGUGUACCCAAAGACAAAGGUUCCACUUACAGUACAUCCAGCCCAAAGACUGUGACUGGCUCUGAGAGAAAUGACAGCAGUGACAAAAGCAGCUCCCUGGACAGUGAUGAGGACCUAGAUGCUGCAAUUAAAGACUUGCUUAAGACGAAGAAAAAAGUCAAAAAGAAAGUGAGGGACAUGAAGGCAAGAAAAAAUGCCAGACCUUCAGAGGCAUCGUCUUUGGAUGUCACGAAAAAACAGAAACCUUUCACAGACCAGAAGAGUAUCCCACCUGCCAAGCUUAAGUCUGGCAUCUUGAAAGGUGGCAAAGAAACACUGAACGUUCAGGCUAAAAACGACAAGGGUUCUAAAAGCAAAGCUGUUAAAGGCAAAUCAGAAGUCCAGAACAUCAAACAAUCUAAAAGCCCUGCACAAACCGACAAGGUGACUGGGAAUGGUGGGGUUCCCAAGGCAACAGAUGGGGACAUCCCUUCUUCCAGUCCACACGCAGAAGACCAUGACAGUUCUGUUGACAGCGAUGAUAGCAUUGAGCAAGAGAUCAGGAGAUUUCUAGCUGAAAGGGCCAAGGUGUCAACGCCUCUCGCCACAAACAUCAAACAGGAAGAGGCCGUGAACUCCUUGGCCUCAUCUGCAGAGUUUGAUGUUAAACCAGAAAUUCAAAAGAUUCUUAUUGAAACUCCAGUCGCUGCUUCAACGUCAACCUCUGAUAGACUCUGCAAAAGUGAAACGCAAGAGGAAUCCAUAGCCACACCCAUAAUACCCAUAGAUGCACCUGCAGAACUCAACAAGGGACCAGUCCUGACACCAGGCAGCUCUUGCAUUAUGGGUUUCAGGAGGACCGAAAGUCAAAAAUUUGAGAUCUCGACCCCAAGAGAUCCAAAGAACGGCAGCUCCCAGACAGGAAAGGACACUCCAACAAGUCAUGCCAUCAAAACCAACUCCUUCACAACACCCUCAUUGAGGUCAGAAACGCCCCGUUCAUCAGGUCAUCAACACCAAAACCUGUUCCUGUUGACGCCCGUUAACAGCAGUAUGAGCGACGUCAAGGAACCUUCCUCUGCAGACUGUAAUGACUAUCCCAUCAGCCGCCAGAGUAGAUCAGCCGCCAGGAUACCUUUAAGGGAUGUCAUUAGCUCUCUUUGUCCCUCCCCUCUUUCGAAACCUCAGAUUAGUUCUCCUGCAGAUAACCCUGCCUUCAUCACUGGUGACCUCCCGACCUCGGCACCCCCUGGGGGCAGGACAGAGGGACUUUACUUGCAUAACCGCCUGAAAAGGGACAGACACCUUUCCGAUAGACCACACUUAUCCCCCGCCACCUCACAUCUGUGCCAGCCCCACCUGGGCAAUAGCGUAAUCCAGGUGCAACGGGACCAGGCUGCUUUCCCAUCACUCUCAGCAAAGACAAACCUAGCUGAGGUCAACCAAGCUGAGUCGACUGAAUCCACUGCAAGUUUAGGAGAAAAACAAAGGGAGGGAAUAAUUGUUAGCCAGGAAGAGAAAGAGCAGGAUGAUGAGGAAGAGAAAUGUGUUGAUGAGACAGAUGUAGAGUCAGAUGAGGAAAGGAAAGAUCAGAAGACAAAAGACAGGAGGAAGCAGCCCACUAAUCAGUCUCUGUCCACCUCUAUAGAUCCAGGGUUCUUACUAAGUCCAUAUAUUGCCCUGGACAUGGAGGAGAGGAGUCUGAAAUUCCAAACCAGACGCCUCCAUAUUCAAAAGCAGCUAGAGGGCAGCAAAACAGUCAAACGAAGGCUGCAGUUUGUGGUCAGUGUGCCCAGAUAAAUUGAAGCCACUGGAAAAUAUAAUGAAAAGGAGGUUCUCGUGUUCAAAAGAAUAUUGUAAUAGGAAGUAUAUUAUUUAAAUGUAAAAAAGAUAUAUAUUUAAAAUGCAAUUGUAAGUUCUGGUUUUAUUUUUGUUUUUACAUCUUUGUUUUAUCCAUCGUUCUUCAGUUCCAUCAUUUAAAUUGUUCGUUGCAAUCAAAUUGACACUGGUUCCUUGAAUAAAGUUUUUGUUCAUUUCAAAUCA